AUGAGUGGUCGAUUACGGGAUAAAUAUCGACAAUUUAAAAGUGGUAGCGAAAAACGAAAACGUAAGUUUGCUAUUGAACAUCAAAAUGAACGUCAAAUAAACUCUUUAUUCAAAUUUUUCAAAAAACAUCAUAAUGAUGAUACUAUAGCCGAUAGUGGUGAAAUUGAAAGUGAAAAUGCGAAUCUCCAAUUGAGCGACAGUGCCAAUGUUAAUUCUGAAAAAGUAGAAGUUCAAUUCGUAUAA
Messenger RNA from Cinara cedri, 243 nucleotides. NCBI's taxonomy places the organism in Eukaryota, Metazoa, Arthropoda, Insecta, Hemiptera, Aphididae. The record is from the annotation of a GenBank genome assembly.